Molecule: messenger RNA, 228 nt
Organism: Cooperia oncophora
Lineage: Eukaryota; Metazoa; Nematoda; Chromadorea; Rhabditida; Trichostrongylidae
Source: the annotation of a GenBank genome assembly
AUGAUGUCAAAUCUUCUGCUGCUUCUUCUUGGUGUGCUCGCCUUUGCAUGCUUUGUGGAUGCCCAAUGGGGAUAUGGCCCAUGGGGCGGCUAUCGGCCAUAUGGCGGCGGCCCAUGGGGAUAUCGACCAUGGGGACCACCAAUGUGGCGACGACCAUACUAUGGUGGCGGCUACGGUGGCGGUCCAUGGGGACGACCAUUCUACGGCGGAGGACCAUACUGGGGAUGA